UGGCAUAAAACCCUGAAAACAAAAGUGCAAUCCAAACGAAGUGAAAGUGACAAAUAUUAAAGAAAACCGCAGUGAAUAUAUUUAGUUCAAGUGUAGUAAAUCCUGUUUCUCAAUAAGCAUGGGUGUACCCGCAUUUUUCCGGUGGCUGAGUCGAAAAUAUCCAUCCGUAAUUGUCGAGUGUAUCGAACAGAAGGCCGUGACAGUCGAUGGCGUUCAAGUUCCAACAAAUUCUUCUGAACCGAAUCCCAAUGGGGUCGAAUUCGAUAAUUUAUACCUAGACAUGAAUGGUAUAAUUCAUCCUUGUACACAUCCCGAAGACAAGCCGGCCCCAAAAAAUGAAGAUGAGAUGAUGGAAGCUAUUUUCGAGUGCAUCGAUCGAUUAUUCCGAAUCGUGCGACCCAGAAAAGUUCUUUACAUGGCCAUCGAUGGAGUUGCUCCAAGAGCAAAGAUGAAUCAACAGAGAUCUCGCAGAUUCCGUGCCUCGAAAGAAACUUCAGAAAAAAUCCUAGAAAUCGACAGAAUUCGAAGUGAUUUACUUUCGAAAGGAGCCUAUCUACCACCAGAAAAACCAAAAGGAGAACAUUUUGAUAGUAAUUGCAUCACACCGGGUACACCAUUCAUGGCAAGAUUAUCGGCUUGUCUGCAUUAUUAUGUUCACGAGCGUUUGAAUAACGAUCCUGGGUGGAAAGGAAUUAAAGUGAUUUUGAGCGACGCUAACGUCCCUGGUGAAGGAGAACACAAAAUUAUGGACUAUAUUCGUCGGCAAAGAGCUCAACCAGAUCAUGAUCCCAACACACAGCACGUUCUUUGCGGAGCGGAUGCAGAUUUGAUAAUGUUGGGACUCGCCACCCACGAGCCAAACUUCACAAUCAUUCGUGAGGAAUUCAAGCCCAAUAAACCGAGACCCUGCGACAUUUGCGGACAACUGGGCCACGAAAUGAAGGAUUGCACGGGAGCAGAGCCAAACGCGUCAGGUGAAGAAGACGCUUUUGGAUCCGAGUGCCAAUUUAUUUUCGUUCGAUUAAACGUCCUUCGAGAAUAUCUGGAGAAGGAACUCCAAAUGCCGAAUUUGCCGUUCAAAUACGACUUCGAAAGGGCAAUUGACGAUUGGGUUUUCAUGUGUUUCUUUGUAGGAAAUGAUUUUCUACCUCAUUUGCCCUCCUUGGAAAUUCGCGAGGGCGCGAUUGACAGACUCGUUAAUUUAUAUAAGAAGACUGUAUAUAAAACGGGGGGUUUUUUGACUGACAGUGGUGACGUUAAUCUGGACAGAGUUCAGAUGAUAAUGUCUGAUCUGGGAAAUAUGGAGGACGAAAUUUUCAAGAAGAGACAGCAAAAUGAAAUUGCAUUCAAGCAACGGGAGAAGAACAAGAAGAGAAGGAUGGAAUCAAUCAGUAAUUUUAAACCUAAUUGGGUUCCUUGUGGACAAUUUGCACCAACUCCUCUCGGACAGUCAGUGAAUCCGGUUCGAAAUCCUCGACAGGAAGCGUUUUUGAUGCGAACACAAGGCAGAAAUUAUAACACAAAUGCGGCUCUUCAAUCGAUGAUCGUUCCUGAGGGUUCGGAUAACCGGGGCCAGAAACGUAAAGCAGAUGAAAUAAAAGAGGAGGAGGACGAUCAAGCUCACGACGAGGUUCGAUUAUGGGAAGACGGAUUCAAAGAACGAUAUUAUGAAUCCAAAUUCGACGUGUCUGCCGACAAUUUUGCAUUCAGAAAUAACGUAGCUUUACAGUACGUUCGUGGACUGUGUUGGGUUUUGCGAUAUUAUUAUCAAGGAUGCGCCUCCUGGAAAUGGUACUUUCCUUACCAUUAUGCUCCAUUCGCGAGCGAUUUUAUCAACAUUGGAGGCCUCUCCACUGAAUUCGAAAGGGGCACAAUUCCUUUCCGUCCUCUUGAACAACUGAUGGGUGUAUUUCCAGCAGCGAGCAGCGGCCACGUUCCAAAACCUUGGGCAAAAUUGAUGAGUGACCCCAGAUCUCCAAUUAUUGACUUCUAUCCCGAAGACUUCAAAAUCGAUCUCAACGGGAAGAAAUUCGCCUGGCAAGGAGUCGCUUUGCUUCCUUUUGUAGAAGAGAAACGACUUUUUAAAGCCCUCGAACCUUAUUAUGAAUGUCUCACAGAAGCAGAGAAAAGACGUAACGUCAAAGGCGAUGAUAGACUUUAUGUGGGACCUGGAAACUCAAACUACGAUUUCAUAAAGGGCCUUUACACGAAUAAUAUCAAAUCUGACGAGGAAGUUGAAAUAUCGAUUGACGGAAUGCGAGGAACGAUUUUAUUGGCUGAGGACUGUAUUAGUCAAGGAGGCACACUUCCAUCGCCGACUAAUCUUGGAGCGCCAGUUCGCUGCAAUCAAGUCUUUUGCGUAAGAUUCCGGGAUCCGAAGUACAGCGAUAACUACAUUUUCCCGGCUAAAAAGUUGAAAGGGGCUGUGGAACCGCCGAAGGUUUUGAAGCCUCAAGAUUUCGAGCAGAUGAAUCGAGGUGGUGGAAACCAGUGGCGACCACAAGUGGGUUUCACUCCUUCAAAUCAAAUCGCAUCUGUUGGGGCCGCUGGACAUCGAAUGUUGGGACAUCACACAAAUAACAACAGAACGCCAGGCGUUUAUGGACACGUCCCACCCCCGCAGAGUUUGCAGCAACAACAACGGGGAUAUCAGAGUGGUUACAGUUCCGGAUCUUCAGGUAACCGGUUUAAUUCUAACUCGGGAGGUGAUUCCAGACUUCGUGAAUUCCAAAAUUCACAUCAAAAUCGUCAAGGUCAUCAAAGUUAUCAGAGUCGCCAAGGUCAGCAAGGUCAACAGAGGUACCAGAAUAAUCAGAGCCAAAGUCUAUCUCCAUGGGCUAAUAAAUACAGCUCAUCGUCAAAUCCUCAACAGAAUCGUCAAUACGGCAAUCAGCCUUAUCAGCAUCAACAGAAUCGUGGCUCAAAUCGAGGAUCUUCACAGCCAUGGAAUCGAUCUGCUAAUCAACAUGGAAGGGGAGGAAGCAGCAAUUCAGGAGGAGGUUGGAGAAGAUAAGCCACACAUUUGGUGAAGGCGUGCAAUUUUAUACGGGAUUUUUAGUGAAGAAUCAUUAACAGCGAGAGGAAUAUCAUGAAUUUAAUGUAAUUAUUAGCCAUCUUCUAAAAAUCGCGCGGAGAUUGGCGCAGAGUAAUUUAUCCUGCAGACAAUUAUUAUAGCAGAUUUAAAGCACAUUCUAAGAUAUAUUUGACAUUAAUUCCUACAUACAAUUAAUUAAUUAAUUCGAAAUCAUGACUUGUCGAUAAAGUUUGGCCGAUUGUACAUACAUCACAGUAAUUUUCCCUUGGAUAUAUUAUUUAUCCAAAAAAGCGAAAUAUAUUUUAUAAAUACAGAUAAUUGUUCGUUUGCUUCUUACAAAUCUGUAAGUUAAUGAAAAUAUUAAUUUAAACAAGUUUUAGAAUAAUUCUCUCUUGUAUUUGUAAAAUAUUAGAAUUUUUACAUGCUUUUUCAUUUAAAUUAGAAAAAUGUCUAGUAUUAAAAUGUGAAAAAGUCACCUUUUGCGAAAAGCAUCGAUUGAACUUUUACUCCAUUUUGAGUUGCACGUGCACUGAGUUAAAUCGACUUAACUGCGAGAUGAGCCAGAAUUGUAUGUCGAAUCACAACAAAAAAAGAGGGAAAAAUAAAGAGAAAAGCCCUGUCAGCAGGAAU
This is a messenger RNA of Belonocnema kinseyi, 3664 nucleotides long. RefSeq names its product 5'-3' exoribonuclease 2 homolog (gene Rat1). The record is from RefSeq and is a predicted model, not a curated record. The coding region runs from base 119 to 3013 and encodes 964 amino acids. Gene Ontology annotation, cellular component: nucleus. Gene Ontology annotation, biological process: nuclear-transcribed mRNA catabolic process. The transcript has 17 exons. Lineage: Eukaryota; Metazoa; Arthropoda; Insecta; Hymenoptera; Cynipidae. Gene Ontology annotation, molecular function: 5'-3' RNA exonuclease activity; RNA binding; zinc ion binding.